This is a messenger RNA of Coniophora puteana RWD-64-598 SS2, 549 nucleotides long. RefSeq lists its product as uncharacterized. Lineage: Eukaryota; Fungi; Basidiomycota; Agaricomycetes; Boletales; Coniophoraceae. The record is from RefSeq and is a predicted model, not a curated record. Bases 104 to 517 code for a protein of 137 amino acids. Gene Ontology annotation, biological process: endoplasmic reticulum to Golgi vesicle-mediated transport. The transcript is spliced from 4 exons.
CAACUCUCUGACAAGCCCUCGCGUAUUUAUUGGAAGCAGCUCAGAGCGGAAAAACUGAGUAACCCUUGGUAGUCGGAACCGGCCUCCUUUGAUUUGAACUACAAUGUCACAAAGAUUCAGAGCGACGAAUUCACUUCGGGAUCGUUCUUCUCUUCUUGGUGUGACCCCUCCAGCGUCGGGGCGGUCCUCGCCACAUGACAGCUACGGCUCCGAGCCCGCGGGGCAGCGAUACGUGGACGACCUGGAGGGGCAGAAUGACGAGCAGAUCGAAGGGCUCGCGGCUAAAGUCAAGCUGCUCAAAGGCUUGACUGUUGAGAUUGGACGGGAAGUGAAGGAUUCGACAAUACAACUCUCACAAAUGAACGACGCUUUCACGGAGACAGGCGGUAUACUCGCUGGCACGUUCAGACGGAUGAACAACAUGUCCCAGCGCCAGGGCUGUCGAUGGCUUUGGUAUAUCCUAUUCCUCAUCUUCGUCUUCUGGUUCUUCAUUGUCGUCUGGUGGUUUCGGCGGUGAUCAAUACAACACCAAGUUUCGUCGUUUAUCAC